Molecule: messenger RNA, 1190 nt
Organism: Hibiscus syriacus
Lineage: Eukaryota; Viridiplantae; Streptophyta; Magnoliopsida; Malvales; Malvaceae
Product: peroxidase 55-like
Exons: 3
Coding region: 61-1047 (328 amino acids)
Biological process (GO): response to oxidative stress; hydrogen peroxide catabolic process
Molecular function (GO): peroxidase activity; heme binding
Source: RefSeq, a predicted model, not a curated record
CUAACAUUUUCUUAUUACAAGUCUUGUUCUAUCUAUAUAUACGAGUUCACACUUGCUUUUAUGAAACUAAAAGGCAGAAACAAAAUGGAGGUACUAAGGAGAUGGUUGAUCAUUUCAAUGGUUUUAAUGAUUGUGCAGAUAGGAGAAGGACAGCUGUCCGAAGAUUUCUAUGCCAAUUCUUGUCCGAAUCUGGAAUCCAUAGUGAGUCAACAAGUGUCAACGAAGUUCAGUCAACCAUUCGUUACGGUCCGUGCAACUCUCUGCUUGUUUUUCCAUGACUGCUUCGUUGAGGGUUGUGAUGCGUCAGUGCUGAUUUCAUCGCCAAAUGGAGAUGCCGAAAAGGAUGCUCAAGACAAUCUCUCCCUUGCCGGCGAUGGAUUCGACACGGUGAUCAAGGCCAAACAGGCAGUUGAAACACUAUGCCCUGGUGUUGUGUCUUGUGCCGACAUCUUGGCCCUAGCUACCCGGGAUGCUGUUGUCCUGGCUGGAGGGCCUUCAUGGGAAGUGGAAUUAGGACGUCGAGAUGGCCUUUUAUCACAAGCAUCAAGAGUAGCAGGGAAUCUACCAGAGCCUGAUUUCAACCUCGUCCAACUCAACACCAUGUUUGUUCGAAAUGGCCUUACCCAACUCGACAUGAUCGCCCUCUCAGGGGCUCAUACGUUAGGCUUCUCGCACUGCGACCGCUUCUCGAAUCGUAUAUAUUCCUCUCCGAUUGAUCCUACUUUGGAUCCAGGCUAUGCACAGCAAUUGAUGCAAGCUUGUCCCCAAGAUGUCGACCCUAGCAUUGCGAUCAACGUGGAUCCCGAAACACCACGAACAUUCGACAAUGUCUAUUAUCAGAAUCUAAUAGCCGGGAAAGGGUUGUUUACUUCGGAUCAAGUGCUCGAAACCAAUCCAGAUUCCGAACCAACUGUAAGUGAUUUUGCUACCAACCCCGGAAACUUCAAUGCAGCUUUCAUCACUGCAAUGAGGAAACUGGGAAGGGUGAGAGUCAAAACUGGCAAUGAAGGAGAAAUAAGACUUGAUUGCACAGCAUUUAAUUCAUGAAAUGGGGAUGAAAUAAAGGGCAAAAAAUGUAAGCCCAAGCUGUUUGUUUUGUUUUCUGUAUUUUCUGGUUUGACAUAGGUGCUUGAAGAUCAUCAUGAAAUAAAUAAUUGAAAAAAGGAUUUUCUUGUAAUUAAUCUUUUCUU